Molecule: messenger RNA, 940 nt
Organism: Lolium rigidum
Lineage: Eukaryota; Viridiplantae; Streptophyta; Magnoliopsida; Poales; Poaceae
Product: soluble inorganic pyrophosphatase
Exons: 9
Coding region: 136-780 (214 amino acids)
Biological process (GO): phosphate-containing compound metabolic process
Cellular component (GO): cytoplasm
Molecular function (GO): magnesium ion binding; inorganic diphosphate phosphatase activity
Source: RefSeq, a predicted model, not a curated record
UUCCCUUUUAAGCGCCUGCUCCAGAGUGAACCUGCCAACCAGAGGAGUCAAGCAAUCAAUCGGCUUGAUUCGGUCUCUUCCUUCCUCCUCCUUCCGCCGCCGUCCGCCCGGCCGUCUCCAACCCUGCGCAGGAGGAUGAGUGAAGAGGAUUCACCGAGCGCCGCUGAGCAGGGGAGGCGCCCCACCCCGAAGCUCAAUGAGAGGAUCCUGUCAUCUCUGUCGAGGAGAUCCGUAGCCGCGCAUCCAUGGCAUGAUCUGGAGAUUGGCCCUGAGGCUCCCACUGUGUUCAAUGUUGUUGUUGAGAUCACAAAGGGAAGCAAAGUAAAAUAUGAGCUUGACAAGAAAACUGGGCUGAUUAAGGUUGAUCGAAUCCUAUACUCAUCAGUCGUAUAUCCACAUAACUAUGGUUUCGUUCCAAGGACUCUGUGUGAAGACAAUGACCCACUGGAUGUUUUGGUCUUGAUGCAGGAACCUGUUGUUCCUGGUUCCUUCCUCCGAGCUAGAGCAAUUGGCCUUAUGCCCAUGAUUGACCAGGGUGAAAAGGAUGACAAGAUUAUAGCAGUUUGUGCUGAUGAUCCUGAAUACCGUCACUACAAUGACAUCAGUGAGCUGUCUCCUCACCGCCUCCAGGAGAUCAAACGCUUCUUUGAGGACUACAAGAAAAACGAGAACAAGGAAGUUGCUGUUGACGCAUUCUUACCUGCGACCACUGCUAUCGAGGCCAUUCAGUAUUCCAUGGACCUGUAUGGGCAAUAUAUUUUGCAAAGCUUAAGGCAGUAGAGUCCCAGUGGUUGUGUCAUGGAAUCUUGUAUUAAUAGCAAGUGCGAACGAGUUUGAGACACUGUGACACAUAAUUGGACAACAAUGUGUACUCAUGAUUUGGAUAUACCGACUUUGUUGGGUUACUAUUUAUGAAUAAGUGAUGCUUUAUGAUUCGGAA